This is a messenger RNA of Helobdella robusta, 729 nucleotides long. RefSeq lists its product as hypothetical. The transcript has 3 exons. Lineage: Eukaryota; Metazoa; Annelida; Clitellata; Rhynchobdellida; Glossiphoniidae. The coding region runs from base 1 to 729 and encodes 242 amino acids. The record is from RefSeq and is a predicted model, not a curated record.
AUGUCGCGAGCGGUUUGCAUUAACGAGUUAUUGUGUUAUUUAUUUAAUAAUUCUGACAAAAUUGACGAUGCGGAAUUCAUUUACGAAAUAAUGGAUUUCUACAAUUGUGAAGAUAUUAGAAUAGCAAAAAAAAUACUUACCAGCGAUCUAGAUGCGUUAAAUCUAGAAAAAGAUGAUAAAAUAAAACCAAACAGUUCUGGAAACUCUAAAAAGGACAAGGUUAGUGAUUUAAUACUAACAAUAAAAACAAUUCUGAGCAACAAAAUUGAAAGCAAAUUGCCUCAGUAUGCUGCUCUCAACCUUUUUAAAAUUCCAAGCUCAAAAAAAGCUAAAUUUGAGUCAAUUUUUGACGAAAAGUUAAAAAAAUUAGAAGAACUAUUUAUUGAAGAAAGAAACAUCUUCCGAGAAAUAGUAAAUGAUGCGGCUAUUAACAAUAGCCCAAAAGUAGAAAGAAAGCAGCAAUCCGAUUGCAAGACCGAAUCGAGCAAGCAAUCUGACUGCAUCAACAACCACAACAACAACAUCAACAACCACAACAACAACAACCACAACAACAUCGAAAACCACAACAACAACACCAUCAACGACUACAACAACAACAGCAUCAACAAUAUCUAUGACAUCAUCAGUAACGUCAUCGACAAAAAUGACAUCAACUUUGUAGCAACCACAACAAGAAUUGCGUGCUUGACCAUCAUGCAUUCGUUAUUAAUUCAUAGCUUCUGGUGA